GCUAGCUACCAUUGAACCAGAACCACAAAAUCUACCCACCCUUAAUAGCCUCAACCAACGAUCCUUAUAAUUACAAAUCCACCCGCUCCUUUCAUCCCAUUCAAUUCCCAAACAUAUACUCAUAACUACUCUGCAUUCCUGCUCGAGUAUACAUCCGACUAUUUAGAGCUUAAUAGCCGGAAACAAUGUCUGCGCCACCGUCCGUCACCGAAAUCGAAGUAGAGAACCACGUGUUUCCGGCGGAGGUGAAGCCGCCGGGCUCCGUGAACACAUUGAUCCUUGGCGGUGCAGGGGUGAGAGGGUUGAACAUCGACGGGAAGUUCAUCAAAUUCACGGCUAUAGGCGUCUACUUGGAAGCUGACGCCGUUUCAUCCCUCGCCGUUAAGUGGGGCGCCAAAACCCCAGACGAGUUGACGGAUUCGGUCGACUUUUACAGGAACAUUGUCACCGGGCCCUUCGAGAAACUGACACAGAUAACAAUGAUUUUGCCGCUGAGCGGUAAGCAAUACUCGGAGAAGGUGACGGAGAACUGCGUCGCUUAUUGGAAAGGCGCGGGGAUAUACGGCGAUGAAGAGAGCGCAGCUAUACAAAAGUUUCUUGAUGUUUUCAGUGAUCAAAUGUUUCAACCUGGCGCCUCUAUUCUCUUCACUCACUCACCCCUUGGCUCAUUAACGAUUUGCUUCUCCAAAGAUGGGUCAAUGCCUGAGACAGCAAACACAGUAAUAGAGAACAAGCGACUCUCAGAGGCAGUUUUGGAGUCCAUCAUUGGGGUCAACGGCGUCUCUCCGGCAGCAAAGCAGAGCCUAGCCCUGAGGCUAUCGGAGUUGGUUAAGAGCUCUCGCAAUGGCGACACAAAUGUUGGUUCAGAGAAUUAAGCUAUUCCAAUUUCCAAACGCAGCCUUGUCUGCAUAGAGAGGCAUGUUUUAUUUGGAAGAGUGUUUUAUUUGGAAUUAGUCAAUGGUGGGGUCGGAGAUGUAUUAAGUAAUGGACAAAUAGAGAAAUUCUCUUAGGGGGUGUUUGGGAGCCACGGACCCGUUAUUAUCACAAUAAAUAUCUGACUCAUUCCGCUCAUCCUAAAUUUCAUGAAAAUUCUGUAACAGUUUAUAUUUCAUUACGAAAAUUUUCUUGAUAUGAAAUAAACUUUGGAUGUUUUUAUUUGGACUGAAUUUUCUGGUUUGAUCUGAUUUUUUUAAGUUUGGUCUGGUGUGAACUGGUUGGUCUGAGUUGUUAAAAUCUAGCUUGAUCUGAUAUGAUGUGUUAAAGUAUGAACUGAUUUGGUCUGGUCCGG
Messenger RNA from Cuscuta europaea, 1288 nucleotides. The record is from the annotation of a GenBank genome assembly. NCBI's taxonomy places the organism in Eukaryota, Viridiplantae, Streptophyta, Magnoliopsida, Solanales, Convolvulaceae.